Molecule: messenger RNA, 1626 nt
Organism: Hevea brasiliensis (rubber tree)
Lineage: Eukaryota; Viridiplantae; Streptophyta; Magnoliopsida; Malpighiales; Euphorbiaceae
Product: bifunctional 3-dehydroquinate dehydratase/shikimate dehydrogenase, chloroplastic
Biological process (GO): shikimate metabolic process; chorismate biosynthetic process
Molecular function (GO): shikimate 3-dehydrogenase (NADP+) activity; 3-dehydroquinate dehydratase activity
Source: RefSeq, a predicted model, not a curated record
AUGCAUUCAAAUUUGCCUUUUUUCUUAUUUCUUGCACAGUUGGCUUCACCUUCUGCUGAAGUGGCGGAAAUGAGCUGUGGAGGAAGAGGACGUGAAAGGAAGAAUCCGACUCUAAUUUGUGCUCCAAUCAUGGCCGAAUCCGUCGACGAGAUGGUGAUUCUUUUGGGUAAAGCUAAAGCUUGUGGAGCUGAUCUUGUGGAAAUUCGAUUAGAUAAUUUGAAAAGUUUCAAUCCUCGCCAACAUCUUAAAGCGCUUAUAACACGCUCUCCUUUGCCUACUGUUUUCACUUACAGGCCAAAAUGGGAGGGUGGUCAGUAUGAAGUUGACGAAAACCAGAGAUUGGAUGCACUUAGAUUGGCCAUGCAAUUGGGAGCUGAUUACAUUGAUGUUGAGCUUCAAGUUGCUCGUGAGUUCAAUGACUUCCUCCAUGGAAACAAAGCUGCAAAGUGCAAAGUCAUUGUUUCUUCUCACAACUAUCACAACACUCCGUCUGUUGAGGAGCUUGGCAACCUUGUGGCCAAAAUUCAGGCGGCUGGAGCUGACAUAGAGAAGAUUGCAAAAGCUGCCUUGGAUAUCACCGAUGUUUCACGCAUUUUCCAUAUAACUGUCCACUCACAAGUUCCGAUAAUUGGAAUUGUUAUGGGUGAGAAGGGAUUGAUUUCACGGAUACUUUGUGAAAAAUUUGGUGGUUAUCUCACUUUUGGCACCCUUGAGUCAGGAAUAGUUUCAGCUCCUGGUCAACCAACAAUCAAGGAUCUGCUGGAUCUAUACAAUUUCAGGCAAAUUGGACCCGAUAUAAAAGUACACGGCAUUAUCGGGAAGCCUAUUGGCCAUAGCAAAUCACCUUUUCUAUGUAAUGAAGCAUUCAAAUCAAUUGGCUUCAAUGGGGUGUUUGUGCAUUUGUUAGUGGAUGACAUUGCCAAAUUUUUCCAGACUUUCUCAUCCACAGAUUUUGCAGGAUUUAGUUGUACAAUUCCUCACAAAGAGGCUGCCGUGAAGUGCCGUGAUGAAGUCGAUCCAGUUGCAAAAUCAAUAGGAGCUGUUAAUUGCAUUAUAAGGAGACAAAGUGAUGGGAAGUUACUUGGUUACAAUACAGACUAUGUUGGUGCUAUUUCUGCUAUUGAGGAGGGACUGCGAGUUUCACAAAAUAUUAGCAGUGUGGCUGGUUCACCUUUAGCUGGUAAGCUGUUUGUGGUCAUUGGUGCUGGUGGUGCAGGCAAGGCACUUGCUUAUGGUGCAAAAGAGAAGGGAGCAAGGGUUUUGAUUGCCAAUCGCACUUUUGAUCAAGCAAAAGAACUUGCGGAGACAGUUGGAGGAGAUGCAUCUCUCGCUGAUUUGGAUACAUUUCAUCCAGAGAAUGGCAUGAUUCUUGCGAACACAACAUCUAUCGGAAUGCAACCAAAAAUUGAUGAGACACCCAUUUCUAAGCCUGCUUUGAGACAUUAUUCACUGGUCUUCGAUGCUGUUUAGACCCCUAAAAUUACCAGGCUCUUAAGAGAAGCAAAAGAAUCUGGAGCCAUAACAAUUUCAGGGUUGGAGAUGUUUAUUGGUUAUGGAUAGUAUGAGAAGUUCACUGGAUUACCUGCACCCAAGGAACUCUUUAGGAAAAUUAUGUCAAAGUACUAA